CCUGGCUGAAGUCCCUCCUCAAAUUUCUUGUCUCCAUUUAUAUAACCUUCUCUCUUGUCAGAAGAGUUCUUGGAGGAUUGCUUGUUUGGAAAUCUACUGUGACAGUGAAAAAAUACAAGCAGAAAGCCAACUUAACUUUCAGGACAGUCCGACUGACACAACAUCCAUUUACAUCUAUUUGCAUCUAUUUACAUCUGACUCAGCAUAGCUUUCAUCUGCCAUCCGCAUCCCUUCUCAUCUGAUCUUCAGAGCAUCGAUCCUUCUCACCAUGUCCAACCAGCCCAUCCAAGAUCACCAUGAAGGGUCCUAUGUGUCCCUGAUGAGGGGCUUGAAAGAGCUCGACCUUCAUGGCCCCUGUGUUCCCAGUGACCUGGUUCUGAUUGGAGACCACGCCUUUCCUUUAGCAAUGAAUAGCCGAGGCCAGGUCCUGAUGGCAGCCUCUCUGUACGGCCGUGGAAGGAUCGUGGUCCUGGGUCAUGAGGGCUACCUGACAGCCUUUCCUGCUCUGGUAGAGAAUGCUCUGACCUGGUUGAGAGGAGAUGGCUCUGACAACCUGUCUGUGGGAGUCCAUAGAUAUGUCAAGGGAGUCGCUGAAAACCUCAGCAAAUCCAGCUUCCAAGUCACAGUUAUGGGGGCCUUUAGUGAAAAGCGGGAGGUUGGUGCGUAUGUGACAGAUGCUUACAAUGUGGGUCCAGACGUGAAGGACCUGGUGGCGUUUCUGAAAGCUGGAGGAGGAGUGCUGAUAGCGGGGCAGGCAUGGAGCUGGGCUGAAAGUCGUCCUAAGGACAACGUGCUGCUUCAGUUUGAUGGAAAUAAGGUUUCUAGUGUGGCAGGGAUCUACUUCUCUGAGCAUCAGGGUGAGGUAGAGUGCCUGCCUGUCCACCCACAGAUCCCAUCCUCCUGGAUGGCUGUAGUAAUCGGUAAGGAUUUUGAGGAUGACUUGGAGUUCUUACUCCAGGGGGUGUCCGAGUUUGACCUCCAAAAUGGGGUAGCAGCUUCCGAGGUUCUGGUCCACGGCCCACUAGCCUUCCCCAUUGGUACCACCGAGGAUGGACGAGCGUUCUUGGCAGGAGCCUACUAUGGGCAGGGACGGGUUAUUGUGAUCUCACAUGAAGGACUUCUGAGACGAGAGACACUGGCUCCGAUUUGGAACAAUACCAUUCGUUGGUUGGACGAAGGCCGGAAUGGGGUCGUUGGCGUCGUUCCAGAUCUUGACCAAGCCUUUAACCUCUUCAGCAAGUCAGAGUUUAAUUGUGAGAAGACAAACUUCAGGGAAGACCUGAGUGUAUUUGUGUGUAACGCGUACAGCGAUAAACAUGUGGAGGAAAUCCAAGACUUUGUGGCAGAGGGAGGAGGCCUGCUCAUUGGUGGACACGCCUGGUACUGGGCACAGACACACCAAGGGCAAAACCCAAUGACCGAUUUCUCAGGAAACAAGAUCCUCAACAAAAUGGGCUUGAGCCUAUUGGAUAAGAUAAUUGGGGAAGGUUCCUACAAGGCCCCUGUGCCCAGCCAGGCCAUCAAAGACACCUACCACUUCCGCCGCCUUCUACACCGCUUUGGGGGUCACAUCACCCAGGGGGAGGAACUUACAGAGCACGAGGAGGAAUGCCUUAAAAAACUGGGUGGGGACUGUACCAGGUACUUGAGCAUGAAGGCUCACGAUUGCCAAUCCUACACACAAGUGGUCUCCUCACUCACCGACAUCAUAAAGAAGUCGGAUAUGCCACAGGUGUGUGACAGCUGUCCUGUGAAGAGUCCCAAAGGCCAGCUACUCCUCAGUGUGGGGACAGACGUGUAUAAGGUUUGCCCAGAUCCUGAUGCCCUCUUUCCCUACCUCAUCAAGGAUAACCCUGUGAUGCCAGUCGUCUAUAACCACAAGAUCAAGAUUAAUGCUGACACAGCAGGAGGGGAGGAGUGGAUCAGUACAGGUCUCUACCUCUCACAUGGUAUGAAGACCUACAUGGCCAUGCCAGCAGAGAUUGUCAACAAGGGAUGGAAGAUCCAGAUAGGUUGUCAAACAGACUACCUGAAUGCCGGAGAGUUGAAGAGAGCGCCGUCUGUUCAUGAGCGAUUUCCUAUCACCUCAGAGAUGAUGCAGGUGUCGAACCUGUGGGGGGGACUCAUCUACCUGGUGGCUCCACCCAAAACACAAGUGGAGGGGGUGGAGGUCACAGUGCAGAUGGCUGUACCGGCACCUUACUAUAAAUCUGGUGUAACAACAGUUGCUGAUUGGUCGAUGCUGCGCACAGCUCCUUCACCCUGGGCAGAGUUGGAGUUUGAAAACAUCAUCCUUACUGUACCAUCAGACGUUGUUCGAGACCUGGAUCGCCCCGAUCUGUUGGCAGCGCUUUGGGAUGACAUGAUGAGGGGCAUCGCUGAUCUGGCCGUCAUACCACACAAAUUUCCUCGCAAAGAACGUUUUUUAACUGAUGUGCAGAUUUCCCAUGGUUGGAUGCAUGCUGGUUAUCCCAUCAUGGCACACAAAGCCACAGCAGCUGAGCUGGUCAGCAUUGAGCAUGCUCGGAGUAAAGGCCUCUGGGGGCCCAUCCAUGAACUGGGACACAACCAACAGAGAAGCUGCUGGGAGUUCCCACCAAACACCACAGAGUGUACAUGCAAUCUGUGGUCGGUGUAUGUGCAUGAAGAGGUGAUCGGGAUGAACAGAGCACAGGCGGAGUCAAUUAUGAGCCCAGAAAAAAGAAAGAAGCAAGCAGAAGAUUAUGUGAAGGGUGGAAGGAAACUGAGCAGCUGGGACACGUUUGUGGCCCUGGAGACAUACCUGCAGCUCCAGGAGAAGUUUGGCUGGGAUGCCUUUAAGAAGGUGUUUGCUGCCUACCACAAGAUGAGCGACUUUCCCAGUGACAAUGACGGAAAGAUGAACCUGUAUGCUGAGACUUUCUCCCAGACUGUGGGGAUGAAUCUGGCUGGGUUCUUUAAGGCCUGGGGCUGGCCUAUAGAAACAGCCACUGAGAAGAAACUCUCCGACCUGCCUCCCUGGAGUGACCACCCCAUGGUCCAGUACGACUGAUCUUCAGACUGCAGCUGAUUAAAACUGCAGAGAGAUGGCUCGGUCUUUUGCAGCUUAAAGAUGUAUAAUACUGCACUCAGGAACUGCACAGUCGGGUGAUUGUUCUCUGUGGGUUCAUCACUAUGAGCAACUCCUUUCACAUUACACAUGUUGAUUAUAGCAGCUUUAAAUAUUUUUCAGCAACCAUAAUAAUGUUGUUAACGCUGUCAUUGACCUCACAGCACUAUAAGCCAUUCAUGAGUAAAAAGCAUAUUCCAAUUAAAGGGUCUUUUAGGGUCAUAUUAAUUAUAAUACU
Molecule: messenger RNA, 3326 nt
Organism: Sebastes umbrosus (honeycomb rockfish)
Lineage: Eukaryota; Metazoa; Chordata; Actinopteri; Perciformes; Sebastidae
Product: TRPM8 channel-associated factor homolog
Exons: 12
Coding region: 269-3031 (920 amino acids)
Source: RefSeq, a predicted model, not a curated record